GAAUGCUCGGAUAUUCACAUCGGUGCGGUAGGCCACGACAUCCACGACUGCCGCGGCCAGUCGAGCGGGGCCCGCAAGGGCUCCCACUCGUGGAUAAAGGCCUCCAUCAACGACGUGCUCGUGCCAAUCGAGUCGUACCACAUGUUCGACCCGUUUGGCCGCCGGGUCAAGCACGAGACCCGGUUCAACUACGACCGAAUACCCGCCGUAGUCGAGCUCUGCAUCCAGGCUGGCGCCGAGGUCCCCGGUUACCCGUCUCGAAGGAGAACCGAGCCCAUAAGAAUGCUCGGGAAAAAAAUUCUCAACCUAACCCACGAGCCCGAGCCUAGUAACUCUCCCGGCCCGCUAGCUGCGGAGCUCGACACGUAUCGGGCCUUGGAGAGGUUUCCGGGCCCAAACGGGCCCGAGAUGCUCAGGAUCUCACAGGAGACUCUCGACGCGUAUAUGAAGGUGAAGAGAGGGGUGACGAGGCUGAUGGGGAAGUACAGUGUGAAAGCGUGCGGGUACUGUCCGGAGGUGCACGUGGGCCCGUUUGGCCAUGACGCGAAGCUUUGUGGGGAGUUUAAGCAUCAGUGGAGAGAUGGGAAGCACGGGUGGCAGCACGCGACUGUGGAUGAGGUUUUCCCACCGAAUUACGUGUGGCAUGUUAGUGACGUGGAAGGCCCGGCGCUGGCGAAUGCGCUCAGGAGAUUCUAUGGGAAGGCUCCGGCUGUGGUGGAGCUGUGCGUGCAGGCGGGUGCUCGUGUGCCUAAUGAGUAUAGGGCGAUGAUGAGGCUCGAUAUUGUGCUGCCGGAGGAUGAGGAAGCUCGUUUGGUGGCC
This is a messenger RNA of Striga asiatica, 819 nucleotides long. The record is from the annotation of a GenBank genome assembly. NCBI's taxonomy places the organism in Eukaryota, Viridiplantae, Streptophyta, Magnoliopsida, Lamiales, Orobanchaceae.